UCCGUCCUCCUCCUCCUUCCCCCUCCAUCCUCCUCCUCCUUCCCCCAUCAGUCCCCCAACACCCCCAGGGCGUUUCUCCUCCUGGGGUACCAUGGACACCCAAGAUGCCUCCGCCGCCAACCACUUGUUCGAGACCACGCCGGCCCGCACGGUGCUGGUGCUCCGCAACGGGGACCGAUAUUACCUGGGCAAGAAAUUUGUCAUCAACCGGAGGGUGCCCAACUUCGAGGCCUUCAUGAACCAGCUGAACGAGGAGGUGGAGGCUCCCUUCGGGGUGAGGCAGCUCUACACCCCCAGCCAAGGACACCCGGUGCAGGAGCUGGAGGAGUUAAAGCAGGGCGGCAGAUACGUGGCGGCCGGCAGAGAGAAGUUCAGGAAACUCGAUUACUUUCAAAUAACAGCCAGAAAGCCGCAGAGGAUGAGAAGGAUGAAGGAAAUUAAGCCAGUUGUCCACAGUGAACUGAAUGUCCCUUCCAGAUGGCAAACCUUCUUUCGCAAGCCUAGGGAAAUAAAUGUGCUAACCAAUGGGAAUCUACACAUUCCACCUACCAAGCUACUGAUACCCAAAUUCACUUUAACAGACUGGGAUAAUGUGCUUGCCAUGAUUGGAGAAAAAGUCUUCCCUCUGGGUGGUGUUCGGAGACUGUAUACGAUGGAUGGCUGUCUUUUGGGUAACUCAGAUGAGUUGGAAGACCACCAAUUCUAUGUGGCUGCAGGAAAAGAGAACUUUAAAUAUCUGCCAUACUGGGAUUCCCCCAAAGUCCCCAAAGAUAUUCAAGACAGGUUUGCUGGCUCGGAUAAGAAUCCACGAAGAAAAAAAAGAGAAGUGAGUGAAAUUUAUCCUCAGAAACCUGAAAAGACUUCAACCAAAAAGGAGAAUUCAGUGUUUUAUGCCAAGAAGGGCCAGAAGCAAGGUUUUUCAGAUCAUUUGGUCACAGAAAAAAAUCCAGAAGGGGGUGUGUUCAAAGCCCGCACUCCCCGGAAAGAAGUCCAAGGAGCCCCCUACGUCAAAGAUGACAAGCACGUGCAGGUCGAUGUCCCCAUUGAUCAGAUGCCAGCUGAGAUGAUAAAAGAAGAAGAAUACACCAGUGAGGCGGUUGCCACUCCUAGCGGCGACAAGAAGGAACAAAAAAGAGGCUGGAAAUUCAUGGACGUGUUUGACUUUUUAUAUAAACCCAAGGAAAAAGAAAGCAAAAAAACCACCAGAGUCAAACCAAGCACAGAUGAAAAAUAAGAUAAACCCACCAGGCCAGGAACAGCAACCAGAAGACAAAUGAAGACAAAAGUUACAUUAGCGUCACAUUUUGAGGCAGAGGCCUUGACUGUAGGAAGGUGAUUUAAGAGACAUCGUCUUUACUUCAGGGAGUUAGUUGCCAUCGAACCAGCAGAAAUUCUGCCCCGUAGAGGUAUAGACAAUUAAAAUUGCCUAUCCUAAGGUGCGACACCCCCGAA
Molecule: messenger RNA, 1452 nt
Organism: Ornithorhynchus anatinus (platypus)
Lineage: Eukaryota; Metazoa; Chordata; Mammalia; Monotremata; Ornithorhynchidae
Gene: DCDC2C
Product: doublecortin domain containing 2C
Exons: 12
Coding region: 92-1234 (380 amino acids)
Biological process (GO): intracellular signal transduction
Cellular component (GO): microtubule organizing center; microtubule
Source: RefSeq, a predicted model, not a curated record